UCAUGAUCCUGAAGUUUGAUAACUUUACAGGGGAUGGUGUCUGGCCAGACAGCUACUGUAUGUGAUUCGACCCAACCAAGGUUAGUGCCCACCCCUCCAAGCCCCUGUCCAAGUAUGUGGUCAGAGGAGUAUGAAGUGGGUGGGCACCAUGAUGAUGUGCUCACAAAGUCCUCAGUGUCCAGACGGCUCUCUCUGUCCACACCUAGCCCCACCCCUUCUCUCACCCUACAACUGCCCACCUUUCUCUCUCUUCUCCCACACUCUUCUCACUCCUCUCCCAGGGUCACUACGUGUUAAAAGUCCAUGCUUGAGCAGGUCUGGAGACGUUGCACUCUCUCUCGCGCUCAUCUCCACUUUGCACCAUGGUUCAGAGCAGCAGUAUCUGCAGAUUCCUCCUCCUGGUGCUCCUAGGCCUCUUGGUAGCCACCGUACGCUCAGAGACAGUUGGAGACCCGGCUCCAACUCUCCAAGGGGACAACCAGGACACUGUGUCUGGAGGAGGGGCCUAUGAUGUCACCACCAAGGACCCAUUCCAGGACAUGACGGAGCGAUCCUUCACCUACGACUACGAGGACACCACACACCCCCAGACCAUGGAGGAGGAGGAGGGAGUCCUGGGGCCGGGGGCCAUCACAGCCAUCGUUAUAGCAGUAUUCCUGGGAGCGUCCGUCCUCCUCGCCCUCAUCGUUAUCACACUCAGAAAGUUCACUGCCUCGUAGAGUGAAUACCUCCUGUCCCCUUACUCACUCUCUCUCUCUCUCUCUCUCUCUCUCUCUCUCUCUCACUUUUACUCUCUCUCUUUCUUUCUCUCCCACUCUUUCUCUGUUAGACAAAAUGAGUAAGAGUGCAUCUUUUGCUCCACUGUGGAUGCUGAAAAAUGUGGCAGGUCCCUUUGUCCGUAAGAAGUACCUAACAAACUGCAGUUGCUUUUCAGACUUCUCCCCCCUGUAAACAAACUGUAUUUGUUGCUCACACUUAUUCACUUGUAACUAAAGUUAAAAUGUUAGAAACUGGCUGGUUCUUCCAGUGUAAAUCGUAGCAUAUCCAUGUCUUGUUUUUUUUUUUCUCUCUCUCUCUCUGUCUCUCUCUCUCUCUCUCUCUUUUUUUUUUUUUUUUUUUUAGCUUUCUUCACUUGUGAUUUUCAUUUGUCAAUGUUAUAUUUUUGUCAAAAGUGUUUGUCCAAUUUUGUCAUGUGUUUGUAGAUGUGAGUAGAGACUGUUUCCUCUCUUGUGGGUUUUUUUGUUAAUCUUCAGAGUUUUGUUGUGAUAUUUCCUGGAUGAGUUUGCUCUUAUUUCUACAUGAAGUGUGUGCGUUUUGUGUGUGUGUGUGUGUGUGUGUGUAUGGGUGUGCAUUAGGAUGUGUAUCUCCUAGUUAAGGUACUGCCCAUUAUAUCCAUUUUGUUAGUGCAUUUUCCUUUCUCCCAGUUCAACAAGAAGGAUAUUUCGGAUUCACGUACCUAAACAGAACAAAUUCCCCAUUCCCAUAUUUUAGCUCAUGCCAAAAUAACUUCCCAAAUAUUGCCUUGGCGUUACCAUUUUACAAGGUUUAGAGUUUGUUUUGCUCCAUUUGUAUAAACAUUUGUCGAGACAAAAUAAGAACGACACAUUUAAAAAAAGAAAAGGCAGGCUGCUUCGAUGAAUGUAAACAGGGUUGUUGGUUGGUUUGUUUUACCUGCAGAGCAAAUAUUAUAUCAGGGUCAAAAGAGAGGCUGAGUGUGUAUGUGUUCAAGUGUGUGUUUGUAGUUUUUGAUAUUGUUUUAUUUGGUGUGUGUGCGUGUGUGUGUGUGUGUGUAUGUGUGUGUGAGAUUUUGGGGAGGAUAAUACUGCCAUUUUCUGUACACUCCAGUGGCCUCAGCAAACAGCCAUGUUAAUGUAUGUUUCCAUAAUAAUAUCACUGCCCGAAGUUGUUUAGCAUUUACGUGGAAUAAAUAAAUCCAAUAA
This is a messenger RNA of Myripristis murdjan (pinecone soldierfish), 1940 nucleotides long. It is a transcript of the gene snorc, whose product is annotated as secondary ossification center associated regulator of chondrocyte maturation. The transcript has 3 exons. Lineage: Eukaryota; Metazoa; Chordata; Actinopteri; Holocentriformes; Holocentridae. Bases 363 to 719 code for a protein of 118 amino acids. Gene Ontology annotation, biological process: cartilage development. The record is from RefSeq and is a predicted model, not a curated record.